GUGCGCGCGGGCGGCGGAGCCGUCGGGAUGUCGCGUUACGGCCGCUAUGGAGGCGAGACCAAGGUGUACGUGGGGAACCUGGGCACGGGCGCCGGCAAAGGCGAGCUCGAGAGAGCCUUCAGCUACUACGGACCGCUGAGAACCGUGUGGAUCGCCAGGAACCCGCCGGGGUUCGCCUUCGUGGAGUUCGAAGACCCCCGGGAUGCCGAAGAUGCUGUCCGUGGACUUGACGGGAAGGUGAUCUGCGGCUCCAGGGUCAGAGUGGAAGUUUCCACAGGGAUGCCGCGCCGCUCCCGCUACGACCGGCCCCCUGCCCGGCGCCCCUUCGACCCCAACGACAGAUGUUACGAGUGUGGUGAGAAAGGCCACUAUGCCUAUGACUGUCACCGCUAUAGCCGCCGAAGGAGGAGCAGGUCCCGGUCCAGAUCCCGCUCGAGGUCCCGAGGAAGAAGGUAUUCCCGGUCACGCAGCCGCAGCCGUGGUAGGAGGUCCAGGUCAGCUUCCUAUCGUAGGUCCCGGUCCGUGUCUCCUCGUAGGUCCCGGUCUGUGUCUCCCCGCCGGUCGCGGUCGGCUUCCUUGAAGAGAUCAAGGUCUAGAUCAAGAUCCAGAUCUAGAUCCAGAUCUGUUACAUGGCCCCGAAGCAGGUCUAGGUCUCAUGGCAGAUCAAAGUCUGGCUCACCGGCUAAGAGCCGGUCGAAGUCCCGGUCACCGUCUCCAAAGAGAAGCCGUUCACCAUCAGGAAGCCCUCAACGAAGUGCAAGUCCUGAAAGAAUGGAUUAAAGUUAUGAAGUUAAUCUUUUAGGAAGAAAGCUAUUUUGCUUACAUUAUUAUAAGGGAUUUUGUGGUGUCUUUGUAAAUGUAAGAAUGUAGAUAGAAGAGUAUAUCAACUAAAAUUUGGCAUGAUCUGGGUCUUCUGAGUUAGUCACACCAAUAGACUAGCACAGGUCUCUUUUUAUUGUAUGAAUUAACUUCCUGUGAUACGAAAAUGUGGGACUUUUUUAUUGGCACAUUGAAAUAAAAUGUGUAUUUUUAAC
Messenger RNA from Taeniopygia guttata (zebra finch), 1034 nucleotides. It is a transcript of the gene SRSF7, whose product is annotated as serine and arginine rich splicing factor 7. NCBI's taxonomy places the organism in Eukaryota, Metazoa, Chordata, Aves, Passeriformes, Estrildidae. The record is from RefSeq and is marked provisional. Gene Ontology annotation, molecular function: zinc ion binding; RNA binding.